Molecule: messenger RNA, 1445 nt
Organism: Phragmites australis (common reed)
Lineage: Eukaryota; Viridiplantae; Streptophyta; Magnoliopsida; Poales; Poaceae
Product: protein SODIUM POTASSIUM ROOT DEFECTIVE 2-like
Exons: 3
Coding region: 487-1089 (200 amino acids)
Molecular function (GO): metal ion binding
Source: RefSeq, a predicted model, not a curated record
UACCCCGGCCCGCACCACAUCUUGUCGUCGUCGUCGUCUUCGCAGCGCAGAGUGCACCUGCAGCGUAAGCAGGCAUGCUCGCUCGCUUGCUCCAUCUGGGUGGCCCGAGCAAUAAUUCCGAUCUUGUCUCACCAGCAACACAGCGCAACAAGAGAAGCGGCAAGCGCGAGAAAAAGCUAGAGAGAGAGAGAGUUGAAGAGAGAGAGGGAGGGAGAGAGCUAGAAAAGGAGAGAGAAACCAUACAAAACCCCCAUUAAUUCCACCGUGAUUCCAUCUCAUUUGUCCUCCUUCCACCGCUUCUUUUUAAGCUCCAACCGAGCAGUCCUCUCUUCUUCGUCACACUCCUCUCUUGGAUAAAUCCUACCUCUCCUCCACCUCUGCAUUGCUCCUAGAGUAGUGGCGCGGUCUGUGUCGUGGCUAAGCUUUGCUCUGUGCGAGGCGUUGUGACGAAGUGAGGUGAGCUGAGGCCACGAGGAGCUGGGCGGCAUGAGGGCUGGCGGGAUACUGUGCCGGUCGCAGGCGGCGACGGCGGUGUGCGUGCCGGGGGACGCGCGGUCCAUGGUCGUGGCCCGCCGCGCUGACCGGACCAUCGUCGCGGAGGACGCGCGCGUCCUGCAUGACGUCAGGUACGCGCGCCUCGGCGGCAGAGGCGACGCGCGCUCCAGCACGUCGCGGCGGCUCGGCGUGCCGAGGGCGGCGCCGCCGCCUCCACCUCUGCCUCCUAGCAAGUCGCACGGGGAGACAAGGCGGCGCGGGCGUGCGCCCGUGGCCGUGACGCUGCCCAUGGUGACCAAGAGCCCCAACAGGGAGGCGCCGGCGCGGGAGCUCGCGGCCGCCGCCAAGCGCAUGCUGCCAGCGCCGACCGCCGCGCCGUCUGGCGACCAAGUCCUCCAGGUGGUGGUGAUGAAGGUGGCGAUACACUGCCAGGGGUGCGCAGGGAAAGUGAGGAAGCAUAUCUCCAAAAUGGAAGGGGUGACGUCGUUCAGCAUCGACCUUGAGAGCAAGAAGGUGACGGUGAUGGGCCACGUGUCUCCCGCCGGCGUCCUCGAGAGCAUCUCCAAGGUCAAGAAGGCCGAGCUCCUCGUCUGACAUCUCCGGCCAUGAAUGCUCGAAAGUGAAGGGAGGACGGGAGGAGGAAGACGAAGAACCUACCUUCUGCUCGUAGUCUGUGUGCAAGUAGGUAGUCUCUGUUGGGUCAGUAGAGUUAGAGAGAGAAGAGCAGACAGAUCGAGAAGGUACCUGGAGAGAGAGAGAGAGAGAAACUAGGAACAUGCAUGGUAUAUCGGUACAUCGAUGGAUGGAUGAAGGCAUGCGUGCUGGCAGAGGCAGGCAUGUGUGCCGAUAGCUGUGGCUGGCACCUGCUAGCUUGUCAAAGUGCCGUUGUCGUCGUCGUGUGUGCAACUGUGCAAGCUUAUUACUUUAUUGCAUACAUAUAUCGUUCAACC